Messenger RNA from Ictalurus punctatus (channel catfish), 1839 nucleotides. RefSeq names its product transmembrane protein 154 (gene tmem154). The record is from RefSeq and is a predicted model, not a curated record. Bases 104 to 826 code for a protein of 240 amino acids. The transcript is spliced from 11 exons. NCBI's taxonomy places the organism in Eukaryota, Metazoa, Chordata, Actinopteri, Siluriformes, Ictaluridae.
AGAGAGAGAGAGAGAGAGAGAGAGAGAGUUUUUUAUCCUCUAGGUGAGUCAAAGCUGAAAGAGGAAGCAGGAUGUCAUGAUGGAGGGUUGGUGCUAAGGCACUAUGUCUGUCUCUGCCCAGAAUAAGGGACCAUACUGGCAGCGAGGAUUGUGGGAAAUGACCCCUGAUGUGCUGCUGUUCAUCUUGGCACUGACAGCCUGCCUGACUGAGUCUGUUCACUGCAAGGAGGCUGAUGGAUCUGGAGCUCAAGCACAAAGCACAGAAGAAUGGAUCUUGACUAUAGCACACACUACUGCAGUGACCAGCACCAUCACAGUUCAUAUCCAGGAGGAACAGGAUUUUGGAGACACUGAAAAACAAGCGCAGGUUACUUUGGAGCAGAAUUCCACGACGACGCGGAUUCCUGACGUAACACUCAACACGACCAGAGAAGGGAAGCACAAGUCAGUACGUAAAGGUUCCGUAGAUGACACUACAGUAGCUUCUCCAGAGCAAAAUAACACCUCGCCGGAAGACGCCGAUGAGGAGGAAAACGAUCUGCAGACGGUCUUCAUCAUCAUCGCAGUGGGUCUGAUCCUCGUUCUGGUUCUGGCAGCCAUCGUGGCCGGAUUGCUGAUCGCACGCAGGAGGAGGAAACAAAACACAACAGAUCCUGAGAAGGACGAUCCGUAUCUGGACGAUGAAGACGGAGAGAAAGUGCCAAUGCCCAUGUUUGAAGAUGACAUGCCCUCUGUGAUGGAAUUGGAGAUGGAGGAUUUUGAGAAAUGGAUGAUAAAAGAAGGGAGCGACAACAGAACAGACUCAAAACAGAGGCAUCCUUCUUAAACACACUUCUGUAAUUGUUGUGGGACUCGGAUAGAAAAAGAGAGAGAAAAUGAGCAUGAUGGAGAGCGAUGGAGCACUCGGCAUCCUAUCACACUAGCAGCAUCUCUCUUGUGAACACACACACACACACACACACACACACACACACACACACACACACACACUUUUACACCUCCACCAUUGCAUUUCAAUGCAAAAAAGAACUUCUGGUGUGUGUGUGUGUGUGUGUGUGUGUGUGUGUGUGUGUGUGUGUGUGUGUAAGAGAACCUGUACUGUUUUGACGUUUACUGAGAGCACACACUCUGAUCGGGAUUCUGCUCAACUUCUUCCUAAAUCUUCUCUUUUUAUUAUAAGAAAGGCAAAAUAUAUGAAAAAAACUAGAGCCAUAAAAGGUCAACCUGUGUACAGUGCCGUGAAAAAGUAUUCGCCCCCAUCCCGACUUCUUCUGGUUUUGUGUACAUGUCGUACUAAAUUGCUUCAGAAAUGAAAACACAAUCUAAUAUAGAACUAAAGCAACCUGAGCAAACACAAAUCUAUGAAAGUGCAUUCAUAACGGGGUUCAGCUGGACGAGACGCAACCAGGCCGGAUUACUGCAAACCCUGUUCAAGCACAUCAACACUUAAAUUGAAUGAAACAGAACAUCAUUUUUUCUCUAUCUUUAUACAUUCCUCUGAGAUUAGCAGUGACAUCAGAAACCAUCCACUAGUGUUUGUUAACGUGGUCACAUUCACAUUUCCUGCCUUUUUAAAAAAUUUUAAAUACGUGUUUUUUAUUCAAGAUGGAAAUAGCACUGUUUUUUUUUUGUAAAUAUGGAGAACAUACUGUAUUUUGCAGCCAUUUUGUUUUGUUAUUAUGAGUUGAUGUGUGUGACUUUUGUAUUUUCGCUCUACUACUGUUUGUUUAAAACCCUUUUGUGAACUGAUACGUGUGUGUGUGUGUGUGUGUGUGUGUGUGUGUGUGUGUGUGUGUUUAUGUAUAUGUACAAGUAAAAACUGUCAUUUGUUGAUUUGUA